UAGUUAUCAGAAUAAGCUCUGGUGAUCGUCCACACACCUCACUUGUUCAGUAGAUGUGGGAAGAACUUUACAACUGAACAGAUUUAGCUUCCAGAAAGUGAUAUACUGUGAGAAUUCCUACUGUGUGGCAAAUUACUUCAGGGCAGACUUCGAGUUCAGUGAUAUAAACUACCCCUAGGACUGAACAGGGAUUGCUCUUAAACAUGGGCGAUCACAAAAAACGUAUUAGCAGAGCUCUUCUUCUUGUGAUGGGUAUAACAUUUGUUUUUGGACAGCCAUGCAAGAACUGUUCAGGUCAGUGUAAUAACGAAACCGGAGUAUGUUCCGGAAACUGUACUCUUGGCUGGGAUGGUCCUACCUGCUCCAGACGAAAUGUGGCAUUUAACCAAAGCACGACGCAGUCUUCGAAUUAUAGCGAGAAAGGGUUCAGCUUCACCUCCGGACUCGCCGUUGAUGGUAGGACUGGACAUCACUUACUGAACAAACCGUACACAUGUACUCACACGAUCAAUGAUCCACCGGCGGUCUGGACGGUGACGCUGGCUGCACAGUACAACAUCUACAGGUUCAGGAUAUAUAACAGGAAUUCUUCUUCCUGUACCAGGUCGUGUGGCGCCCGACUUAACGGAUUCACUCUGUCUGUGGGUAACUCCUCCCAGAAUUACACAGUUUGUUACAAAGACAACACUACACACCUAAAAGGCCCCGGGGCCAUCAUUAACAAAGUGUGUAACGUCGGUGGUCCCGUAUUUGGGGACACCGUGAAGAUUAUGAUAACUAAUUCCCGGUCCCUUACCCUGUGUGAGGUACAGAUUUUCGUAUGUACCCCCGGGACGUAUGAAGCAGACUGUGGGAAGAGGUGUGGGAACUGUGCUGAGGGACCGUCUGUCUGUAAUACAACAUCCGGGCACUGUCCACAGAGAGCACCCAGGUGCAUGGCGGGAUACUCUGGUCUGAGAUGUGAUAAAAUAUGUACCAAUGGGGCAUAUGGACCAGACUGCGAGAAGAAAUGUGGGAACUGUACUGCGGGAUCGCUUGUCUGUAAUACAACAACCGGGCACUGUCCGCAGACAUCACCCAUUUGUUUACCAGGAUUCUCACCUCCGACAUGUGAAACAGUAUGUAUGCCCGGGACGUAUGGACCAGACUGUGAGAAGAGAUGUGGGAAAUGUGUUGAGGGACCGUCUGUAUGUAACACAACAUCCGGGCACUGUCCUCAGAGAACACCCAGGUGCAUGGCGGGAUAUUCUGGUCCGAGAUGUGAGAAAAGUUGUAACCCUGGGACAUACGGAUCAAAUUGUGAGAUGAAAUGUGGACAUUGCUUUGAAAGGGAGUCUGUUUGUGAAAUUACAUCCGGCCAUUGCCCUGGUCUGAAACCAAGAUGCAUGCCGGGAUACUAUGGUGUGACAUGUGACACAGAAUGUAAAAACAACACGUGGGGGAAAGAUUGCCAAGAGACAUGUGGAAAAUGUUACAAUAAAACUUACUGUAACGCUGUCACUGGUGAAUGCCCUGUAUCGACCGGGAUUCCCCGAUGUGAGCCUGGAUAUACCGGAAGUGAUUGUGUAAAAGAAACACAAAUAUCACCUGGAAGUGAGGUUGACCCUGCAUACAUAGGCGGUGGAGUGGCUGCAGCUGUCGUGUUGAUCGCUAUAGUUGUUGUUGUUGUCAUUGUCACAAUUAGGAGACGACGUAGACAAGCCCACAAGUCUGAUAAUCAUGGCCUUCAGACGGAAUGUAGAAUAUUCCAACCAGAUAACAGGGAACCGCAGGAUAACAUAGUGUUUGAGGACGACAGCAAUGAUCAGGAUGACGAAUCACAGGAUGACGUCAAUCCUUAUGUUAACGCUGACGUCGUCCCCUCCACAGUGCCGGUCGAGGAGUUCCCAGACUACUUUGUGAGAAGGAAUGCCGGAAAAGGAUUCAAGAAAGAAUUUGAGACAUUCCUGGUGGGCUUGCAGGCAAAACACACUGCAGCGGACAGACCCAACAACAAAGCGAAAAGCCGUUAUCGGAGUCUUGUGGCGUAUGACCAUUCCAGGGUGUUAUUGUCCGUGACAGAUGACCAGGACACGGACUACAUCAACGCUUGUUAUAUCAAUGGUUACAACGAACCAAAGAAAUACAUUGCUUCACAGGGGCCCAAUGACGUCAUCCUGAACGAUUUUCUGCGCAUGAUCUGGGAGCAAAAAUCUGGGAAGGUCAUCAUGCUGACGAACCUAGUAGAGACAACAAAGACCAAGUGCUCUCAGUACUGGCCUGAUGAAGGAUCAAAGAGUUUUGGUUUGAUCACAGUUACAUUACUGGAUGAGGACAAUUACGCGGAUUUCACCGUGAGAACUCUGCAACUGAUUCACAUUAAGAGAAAGCAGGAAUGUCAAACUGUAAAACAGUUCCACUUUACCGCCUGGCCUGAUCACGGUGCACCUGCGCACGCUACUGCGUUACUGGACUUCCGGGAUAAAGUUAACAAUUGUCAGACGCAAUUCAGUGGACCAGUUGUCGUGCACUGCAGUGCCGGUGUCGGUCGCACGGGAACAUACAUAGCUCUGGAUUACCUGAUCGCCCAGGCUCAUGACGAGGGGGUGGUGGAUGUGCCUGCCUGUGUCAGGCAACUCCGGGAACAGCGAGUUAACAUGGUUCAGACUCUGGAGCAGUACAAAUUCCUUCACGAAGCGCUGGCAGAAGCGUUAAAACCUGGAUGUGGAAGUGUUCGUAGUGUGGAAUUCCCUCGUGUCUUUGCUGAGUUGUGCACCCCAGACCCAGAGACCGGUAUGACCAAGAUGGCGGAACAGUUCCAGUCUCUCCAGAGGCUGACAGCUCCCCUGGAUAAAGCCGUUCUCACCGGGGCACGUCAUCCGGACAACGUCUCCAAAAACAGAUCAGACAGAAUCCUGGCAGCGGACACAUGCAGACCGUACCUGUCAACUCCUGUACCUGACGGAAAUAACUACAUCAACGCUGUAUACCUGCCAACGUUCAAAUCGAAGAGGGGUCUAAUUAUCACUCAGACUCCUCUGCCAGGCACAGUUCUGGAUUUCUGGCGCCUGGUGUACGACCACGGCAUAACUGUCAUCGUCACGAUAGACUUGGUAGAGCGAGAUGAUAAGGACCUUGGGAUAUACUGGCCAUUGGAAGGAAAACAUUUUGACCCAUUUGUGGUGAAAGUCAAGGACAAACAAGAGUGCGAGGGCUUUUCGGUGUGGACGUACCAUUUGUCUCACAAGGAUACGAAAGUAAUGCACCCUAUCAAGCAGUUCCGGUGUAACUUUUGGACCGGGGAUCCAGCCCCCAGCUCGAUAGCCUCACUGCUGUCCGUCAUAGAAGAGGCGACGCAGUGGCAACAAAAGACAGGCAACGCACCAGUUUUGGUACAUUGUAGAGACGGCGUGACGAAAAGUGGUCUGUACUGUGUGGCAAAGUCAGUGAUAGAGAGACUGAAGAUGGACGAGGAAGUGAACAUCAUCCACACGGUGAAACAGAUGAGGGCCAACAGGCCACAAAUCAUCACAGAUCUGAAUCAGUUCCAGUUCCUGCAUCAAGUUGCUCUGAAGUAUCUGGAGACAGCCCACACCUAUGCUAACUUCGUGUAGAAAUCAUCUGUCCCGUUCUUACCGUGGUGUGUGGAAACAACAUAGCCUGUGACUUAUAUAUAUCCAUCCGCUGGGAAUCUAAGGAUCCAGUUCUGGAAAUCACGAAUGAAGAUCCCGACUCUUUGUUCAUUUUGAAAGGACUGGCUAGAUUUUAUACUAUAAGCAUAGUCUCUCCAAAUCGCAUACAGUUGAUUUUGUUGUCUUGAAGGUGUGUGAUAACUAUUGUAAUUGCAUGUAAGCAUGUAAACCCAGAAGCACAGAUAAUAUCAGCUGUACGUGUAGAUUCAGAAGUACAUGUAAUUCAAGAAGUACGUUUAAAUGGAGAGGGUUAUGCCCACAUGUAUAUGUACUGUUAAUCUUUUUAGUAUUCUUUUGUCUGCCAGCUUCAACCGAUUUUCGCGGCUUGCAUUCACAAAUUGCAUUGGAUUUUCACCUGAAAAUUUUCGCUUUUUUAUUCUCCUCUAAAACAUGACCAAACUGCAUCGUAACGCGUUCGUUUAUAAAUAAGAAUACGCGUAAUUAAAAUACCCCAAGGAAAUGUAGGAAAUCAUUUUUCACACGCGAAUCAUUCAGUCAUGGGAUGGUUUUAGUACCGCUGACUUGAUAGGAUGCAUUUGUUUAUUGGCUUGUGUAUACAAAUUCCACGGGUAUCGGCCUAAAACUUUUUCUCGUUUUUCCUGAUGUUCUAAGACAUGACCAGAACGCGUCGUAACAUUAGUUCACCAAUGGCAAUGCCUCAAAUAGCUCCAAAUCAGCCGUUUCGUUGUAGAAUGCUUAAAUGCGCAUUGGAUCAUAUAAAAAAAUGUGUUAUAUAAAACGAGCGUGAUAUACUGCUUUAAAUAUGUAUGUUCUGCAGGCAAUUACGGCCUCAAUAAUAUUUUCUUUACUACGUAUUACAGACGAUUUUUGUGUUCCUUUUAAUGAUUUGUGUGUGUGACUAUGUUUCUGAGUUGUGGAACACAUGUACCUAUAGUAAACAGCAACAUGUAGAAUCAGUAAGAUCCGAGGUCCAGCAAAGUAUAAACAGAGAUUGCAUCCAUCUAACGUAGAAGAUCAUCAUAUAUCCGUAUGUGAACACCAAAGGUAAACCUUCUUUAUGCAGGUCUAUGCAAGUUUCUACAAAGAAGAACUGUUAAAUACUAGAAAUAAAAGGGUGCGGGGACAAGUAUAGGGAGGCUCUGUCCUAAAGUUUUUGUGCAAACUUAUAAAACUGAAUUCACAGGCGUAGGUUAUUGAUGACGCUAUCUUCACAUGACUUUGAAUUAUUAUCAUAGGAGAAACUGUUUUACUUUAAAUAUUUAACAUGAAGUCAAGUCAUUAAUGUGUAAAUGUUUUCUUUACUAUUUUGACACAAUUGUGAACUGUUUUCCGAAUAUUAUAAGCUCGUGUGUUUUUUUCAAGACACUGUCACGUUACAUCACCUCAUACAAUACAGAUGGGCUUUUGUUUUACAUGAACUUCUCGUUUUUUCCUUUUAAUUACAAACUGUGUGAACUGUUUUGUCAAUAUUAUACCCUUCUGUAUUUCUUUACGAGGCUGUCACGUUACAUCACCUCGUGUAAUACAACGGAGCUUUUAUUUUGCA
This is a messenger RNA of Liolophura sinensis, 5178 nucleotides long. RefSeq names its product receptor-type tyrosine-protein phosphatase alpha-like. The record is from RefSeq and is a predicted model, not a curated record. Gene Ontology annotation, biological process: protein dephosphorylation. The coding region runs from base 204 to 3593 and encodes 1129 amino acids. Gene Ontology annotation, molecular function: protein tyrosine phosphatase activity. The transcript has 27 exons. Lineage: Eukaryota; Metazoa; Mollusca; Polyplacophora; Chitonida; Chitonidae.